Messenger RNA from Plectropomus leopardus (leopard coralgrouper), 16968 nucleotides. RefSeq names its product Usher syndrome 2A (autosomal recessive, mild) (gene ush2a). Lineage: Eukaryota; Metazoa; Chordata; Actinopteri; Perciformes; Serranidae. The record is from RefSeq and is a predicted model, not a curated record. Gene Ontology annotation, molecular function: protein binding.
AUGACAGUCAUCACUUAUUCAAGUGUUGCUGGUCGGCUUCCGAAAGAAGUCCAGGUUCUUGAACAUCCCUCUGCCCCCGGGAAUGUUGCAGAACCCCUAUCCAAGAUUCUCAAACCUUGGACCAUGCUGGACCCCUCGGAGAAGCUGUUUCUAGAUUCUUGUGGGGUCAAAGGCCAGAGAUGGAUCGAAUGGAGAGGUGACGAGGGAGGAAAGAGAGUUGAAAGGAAGAGACAAACAUGGAGCAGAGGAGUCAGCAGAGAGAAGAUGGGUGGAGAAAGGAGAGAGGAGCAGUAUAACUUAAGAAUAAAUUGCAUCAUGGAUGUAAGAAAAGACCCCAAACGUGGGGUGAAAUGCGUUGAAGUGAAGGACAAGAGCAAGACGGAUCUCUCUGGGAUUUUAACAACAAAAAGUGUAAUCGAGCAAAGAGAAAAAAGGAUGGUAAAAAGGAAGAGGUGGCCGGUGUUUUUUUGGACGCUUCACCUGAAACGCUACAGAGAAGUGAAGAGAGGGGAAAACACAAUGAAAAGGACAAGGUGGCAUCAUAUCUUCCUCUGGUUAACUCUCCUCCUCUUCAGCCUGUGUCUUAAACCUGCUUCAUCACAGGGACAUUUCCCACGAAUGGAGAACAUUGCUACCUUCAAACCAGUGUCCACCUCUCCGGCUCGUUUCACCUGUGGGGUUCCAGAGCGGAGCAGCUACUGUCAGUCAGCGUCCUCCCAGGCUGAGCUGAAGACAUGUUAUCAGGCCUUCUGUGUUCAGGAGUGUCCCUAUAGAUCCUCCACACCUCCGUAUGCCCCACUGCUUCUUCCUGCACACAGGGGUACCUGUGUAACUGAAGACAGAAAUGACACUCAUCCUGGGACUCAGACAGAGACUGGAACCACUACCAGUUCAGAGGGGCUUUCUGGUGGAUCCAGUAGUGUGCUGUUUCGGCCAGGCCCGGGUGGAUGUCUUGUCUCUCCGCCCUCGCAGAAACUAGGAGUGCUGGGAUCCCUCACCCUGGCAUUGUGGAUUAAACAAAGUUCACCUGGAGAGAUGAUGCUGCUGGAAAAGAGCUCAGGGGAGAGGCUGUUUUUCUCUGUGACAGUGUCCGAGGAGGCGGUUACUCUGCGGUAUGGUCUGUCCAGCAGUCAGACUCCUCUGACCAUCAGCUUUGGAACAAAGGGGAGGCUGACACUGGAGAGGUGGACGCACCUUGUUUUGCAGGUCAAUGAAAGACGUGUGAGUCUCUUCCUGGAUGGACUUGAGGAGGAUGGGACACCCUUUGACACACAACCGUUGACCAACAGGCUCUCUGAUAUGAGUGAGGAUGGUGCCAUGUGGGUGGGACUCAGCUCCAAUGGGUCUUAUCAGUUCAUUGGGCGGAUGCAGGACUUUAGAUUUUAUCCUGCCACUCUGACCAACAGGGAAAUUGUGGAAGUGUACUCUGGGGUUCUGCCCGAGCUCCAUGUCCAGUCAGAGUGUCGCUGUCCUCCCAGUCACCCCAGAGUACACCCUUUGGUUGAGAGAUACUGCAUUCCCAAUGGCAUUGAGGACACCACCAAUGACAGAGUCUUAAGACUCAACCUUAAUGCCCAUCCGCUCAGUUAUAUCAACGAUCGAGACAUUGGUACCACAUGGCUUUCUAAGAUCAUGACUACACAGGAACUGGAUGAAGGAGUCACUAUUACCGUGGAUUUAGUGAAUGGACAAUACCAGAUAUUCUAUGUUAUUUUGCAGUUUGGUGGGCUCUUGCCUGAGUCAGUCCUUAUCCAAAGACGGAGGCUUGACCUUACAGAACUUGACAAUGGCACCAGUGCAGAACAGCCCUGGUUGGACUGGCAAUAUAUGGCCAGAAACUGUACUGUGUUUCAAAUGCAGAACAACGGUCCUCUUCUGAAACCUGACUCAGUCAACUGUCUGCAGCUGCCCAGCGAUUUGCCCUUCUCAGGAGGUAACAUCAUAUUCAGUCUGCUGACACCGGAGCCAAACCUGAGGCCAGGCUAUAAUGACUUCUACAACACCCCUGCCCUGCAGAAGAUGGCACAUGCCACCCAGGUCAGGAUACACCUGAGUGGACAGUCCCACACCAGAGCGGACGGGGUGAACCAGCGACACAGAUACUAUGCCAUCAAUGACAUCACCAUCAGUGGCCGAUGUGAGUGUCACGGCCACGCAGACCACUGUGAAACCAGUGUGACGCCAUACCGCUGUCUGUGUCUGCCCGAGAGCCACACAGAGGGAAACAAUUGCCAGCGUUGUGCGCCCCUCUUCAAUGACAAGCCAUUCAGGUCAGGUGACCAGCUCCAGCCAAUGAACUGCCGGUCUUGUCAGUGUUAUGGCCACGCCCUCUCCUGUCAUUAUGAUGCCAGAGUCGACAACCAGCCAGAUGAGCACUAUCGAGGAGGGGGAGGUGUCUGUGACAACUGCAUGCACAAUACCAUGGGUAAGAACUGCGAGCUGUGUGUAAGUGGGUUUUUCAGGUUGGAGGAAUCUGAUCCCACUUCAGUUGAUUUGUGUCAGCCCUGCAACUGUAACACUGCUGGAACAGUGAACAGCAGUACGGAGUGUGCGCAGGUAGGAGGUCAGUGUCAGUGCAAGGCUGCAGUAACAGGUCGCCGUUGUCACGAGUGUUUGCCUGGUUGGUAUGGUCUAAAAGCCUCAAAUCCAAAUGGCUGCACCCGUUGUAACUGCAGUGACAUUGGCAUCAUCAGUACCUCAACAGAAGGAGUUCCCAGUUGCAACCACGACACCGGACUAUGCCAGUGUAAACCCCAUGUCACAGGUCUUUCUUGUGACCGCUGUGAGUUUGGUUAUUGGAACCUGUCCCACCCAGACGGCUGCAUCCCAUGUGACUGUGACCCCCUGGGUUCCCUCAGCCUGUUUUGUGAGCCUGAGGGGGGGCAGUGUGAGUGUAAGCCCGGGGUGGGGGGGCAGCGCUGUGACUCUUGCGGCAGGGGUUCGUAUGGUUUAAGACUGGAGGGAUCCUGUGCCCCCUGUGACUGCUCACAAGAGGGCACAGUACCUGGAACCGAAUGUGACCCUCACACAGGACAGUGUGUGUGUAAGGAACAUGUGGAAGGCCGUCGCUGUGACUCCUGUCGUCAUGGUUACCACACCCUGGAGCAGCGGAACUCCCUUGGCUGUCUACCGUGUGUGUGUGACAUCCAUGGCACUGUGCCAGAGGGUGUAUGUGAUAUGUGGACCGGACAAUGCCCCUGCCGAGAGGGGGUGGAGGGAGCACGGUGUACCAACUGUGCCCACAAUUACUACAACAGAAGUGUACAACUCCAGGGGUCGACCCAGGGCUGUGUACCAUGUAUCUGUGACCUCAGAGGGACAGUGACGGGGUCAGCAUGUGACAGCACCACAGGGCAGUGUGUAUGUGUCCCUACACGCUAUGGAAAGGAUUGCAGUAGCUGCCGACCUGGCUUCUACCUCUCCCCAAAUCAAAGUAUGUGUGCGGAGUGUGACUGCCAUCCAAUGGGAGCAUCGCAGCGUGGAUGUGAGAGCCAGACUGGACAGUGUGUGUGUGCUCAUCCCUCAGUGGGAGGGCGACGCUGUGACGAGUGUCGUGAGAUGUUCUUUGGAUUCAACCCUGGCCUGGGCAGAUGCCAGCCAUGCGCAUGUGACCUGAUGGGCAGUGUCAAUGGAUCAUGUCAUCCAGACUCAGGGGUGUGUGUGUGUAAGCUGCUGGUAACUGGAGACAAGUGUGAUAUAUGUCAACCUGGAGCGAGUCAUUUCAACCCUGAGAACCACUUUGGCUGCAGUAAAGCGCCAUCUCAGCAACCUGCACCAGUAGGUCUUGCUCUCAGUUAUUCUUCCAUUCGUCUCUCUUGGCAUCCGCCUGACUCCCCAAACUCAAACAGACUCAACUACACAGUCAUCAGAGAUGGACAGUCAGUGCAGAGCAUCCAAAGUCACUAUCCUUUCAGCCCUGAAUCAUUUGAAGACACUGGUUUAUUUCCCUACACCAACUACUCUUACUGGCUUGUAACAGCUAAUGUGGCUGGGUCGACAAUAAGUGCAUCAGCCUCAUACCAAACUUUGGGUGCUCCGCCAGAAGCAGAACAGCUCCAUUUAAACCUUGUGGGGCGACCUGGUCCAACCACAGCUAGCUUUAACUGGAGCACACCACGAAAUGAUACAGGCCCAGUGGAUAGGUUUGUGCUAUCUUCCAUGGAGUCCAGUGGAGCAGAGCCUGUCAUUCACUACACAGGCUUAUCUACAGAAGCUGUGGCAAGCAGUCUAAAGCCCUUCACCCAAUACACUGUCAUACUGGAGGCGUGCUCUUCAGGGGGAUGCACUUCUACCCCACCCCUGUCUCUACUGACAGCCUCUGCCCCCCCCCAAACCCAACCCCCUACCCGAUACACUCCUCCAGGACCUCUUACACUGGACGACUCCUGGGAGCCCCCCAGUCAGCCAAAUGGCGUUAUCACAAGGUAUGAGGUCUUUCUUCGUGGACCGAUGGAAACACAGAACCAUUCAAGUCCUGCUGUUGAAAGGAGAGUGUUCUCCAGUGCUGGGUGGCAUGAUCCAAGUGUUUCUCUAGAAGCACAGCCAACCAAUAAGAGCACAGUUUCGCCCCCUGAGAGCAGUGCCAUUGUAGAGGGUCUGCAGGCAUUUUCCACCUAUCAAAUGAGAGUUGUUAGCAUCAAUAUGGCAGGAAGUGUCACAUCGGAAUGGACCACAGCACGCACAAUGGAGGGAGUCCCAGAGUUGAUGGCUCCUCCAGAAGUGUCGGCAGUGUCAUCCACCAGUCUCAAAGUUUCAUGGAGCUCUACUGAGGGUCAAGGGAUCAUUGCCCGAGGACAGGUCACAGAAUAUCGGGUCAACUUGCUCACUGAACAGACCAACAAUCCCUAUGCUCCUCCUGUAAUCAGUCAGGUCUUACAUAGGGUGGGACCAUCGUCACAGCCUGUUUAUAUAGCGAAAGGACUGAGGCCAUACCACGUGUACAACUUCACUGUUACACUCUGCACAAAGGCAGGUUGCAUCUCCAGUCUGCCAAGCACAGGACGGACCCUACCAGCAGCUCCAACAGGACUGUCUCCGCCUCAGUUACAUCCAGUAAAUGAAACCACCAUUCAGAUAGACUGGAACCCCCCAGUUCAACUCAAUGGACCACCACCACUAUAUCAGGUGGAGAGAACAGACGUCUCUCUUUCUGACCCACAAAGUCCUGUUGUCAGAGGAACUAGAUUCCCUGGAAACAGUUACUACCAGUUUCCCAGUGAUACCCUUCCUGUCAACACCGACUUUACAGGCGUUGCGUUGACUUUCAAAACUCGGUCCCCAGAUGGCCUGCUGCUCUGUGCCUUCUCUCCAGGAAAUCAGGAAGAGUUCCUGGCUAUUCAGCUCAGAGAUGGACAGCCUUACUUCCUGUUUGACCCACAGGGCUCAGCAGUGGCUGUGAGAGUACAGGGUGAUGGAGGGCGCCACUUCAAUGAUGGACAAUGGCACAGCAUCAUAGCAACAAGGCGAGGGGCCGUGGGAACAAUCAUUGUAAACAAUCAAUACAGAGGAAGUGCGUCAGCUUCUAGUGGCAGCACCAUUAUUGGUGAGAACACAGGGAUGUUCAUUGGAGGGCUGCCUGACGACUUUACUUUGCUAAGAGAGGAUUCAGGUGAUGCUCGGCUAGUGCGACAGGGUUUCUCUGGUUGCCUCAGAGACGUGAGUUUUAAGAUGACUGACAGCCCCUCAGAGGAAUGGAAAUCUCUUGACUGGGCAAAAGCUACAAAGAAGGUGGCAGUGUAUGAAAGCUGGGAGGGAUGCCCUGUUCAAACUGUGGAUGGAGCCCAUUUUCUGGGUCAUGGGUAUUUGGAGAUGGACAGAGAUGUAUUCAGUGGAGGACAGGACUUUGACAUUUCUAUGGAUUUCAGAACAGACCAGCUCAAUGCACUUAUGCUCUUUUCAUACAGUACAGAAACUGAAGACUACAUGCUGGUGGAGCUGGAAGGCGGUCUCCUGUCCUUCAUUCUUGCCUCUGAUGGUCACGUGACUGAACUGAGCAUGUGGGUGGGGCUUAGCUACUGCGAUGGAGACUGGAAACUGCUUUCGUUGGCAAAACGUGGCUCACUCAUUUCUGCUGCAGUCGAUGACUGGGCAGAGGAGAUGAGAGGAGUGGGAGGAGCAGUGAGCCUUAGAGUUAAUUCACCAUUAUACCUGGGGGGCGUGCCCAUGGAGCUCAUGCAUCCUGCUCUGGUCAGCCGAAGUCACAGACACGGCCUAGGAGGUUGCAUAAAGGGUCUUACCAUACGAAGUGAUGAAACAAACCCUCCCGUCAGUCAAAGUGUUAACCUGUCUGCUGCCUCCCGACACUCUGUCAGAGUCUACUUAGACGGCUGUCCCACCAGUGAAAGCCGGUACAACUGCAGAGGAAAUGAUUCAGUGUUGGUGUAUAGCGGGAGGAAGACACAAGCCACAGAUUAUAGCCUACAACCUUUCACUGAGUAUUUGUACAGGUUUGUGGCCUUGGCUGCAGGAGGCUGGGCAGCCGGACCUUGGCAGAGAGGACGCAGCCGAAGCAAAGCACCUUGGUCUGUCCCACCUCCUACCACGGUGCAGAGCUUGAAUGGCUUCAGUGCCAAGGUGAGCUGGGCGCCGCCCCCUGGGGAAGUCAGAGGGUUGAUUGAUCGAUACGAGUUGAAAGCCUACAACAGAGAUCAGCCAGAAGAACCACCUAUCAAAGCCAUAUACCUGGCUAAUGGAAAUUUCACAGGUGUGCUGCCGGGUCUCACUCCAUCCACUCGAUACAUUGUCACUGUAAGUGCCUGUACUCCUGUUGGCUGCACCGAGAGUCUUCAUAACAUCAGUGGUGAUGAUAAUGAUUUUAGGACAAGCCUCACAACCCCAGAGGAAGCUCCAGAUGCUGUCUCUCCUCCAGCUGCAGUCUCAUCACCCUCAGCCCUCUUUAUCACCUGGGAACCUCCAGCAAGGCCCAAUGGAGACAUUACAGAGUUCCUCCUCUAUCACAACAACCAAAUGGUCUACAGGGGGAAAGGCAGACAACACAACAUCACUGGUCUUGGUGUGUAUUCCACCCAUGUUUUGGUGCUGAGUGCAUGCACAUCAGUGGGCUGCACCAACAGUUCACAAGUUAUUAUGCUGACCUCUCAGCUUCCUCCGGGGCCUCUACACGCACCGACUCUUACCCCGCUUGACUCACGGACUAUUCUGGUCGAGUGGUCACGUCCCUCUCAGGUAAAUGGCGCUCUGGAGUUCUACUCCAUCUUCCUGUCACAUGAUGGUGCAGCGCCUGUGCUUGCCUAUAACAGCUCAGAACUUUUUGAAGAUCACACGCUACGCAACCUGACCCCCGGAACAGCCUACAUCAUCACAGUCGCUGCCUGCACGGGAGGUGGCUGUACCUUAAGCCCUCCCAGCCAGGCUCAGACUGAGGAGAGCACCCCGGAGAAUGUUCCUGCGCCGCUGGUCACACCUCUGUCCCCACAUGCACUCAACGUCAGCUGGACACCUCCUGAUACCCCGAAUGGCAUUAUAACCAGUUAUGGUCUCUGGCUGGAUGGAGUCCUCAUUUUAAACUCCAGUUCCUCCCAGAGGUUCUUUGUGGUUGAGGGACUCUCUCCAUGGAGCCGACACAUACUCAGGCUGCAGGCCUGUACAGCACGGGGCUGUGGCAAAGGACCAAUGGUGGAGAUGCGUACCUUGGAGAUGGCCCCAGAAGGCCCUAUACUGUUGGAACUGGCCAAUCAGAGCUCUCGAUCACUCCGGGCCCGCUGGACAGCCCCGCCUAGACCAAAUGGGAACCUCAGCUACACACUGUACUACAAAAGCAAAGAUUGUGAUGGUGUGUUGGAUGGAAGUGCGGCAGCAGGCAGCUGGUUGUCUGUGAUGGACCUACAGCCUUACACCAACUACAGCUUCUGGAUCAGAGGUUGUAACACACAGGGUUGUGUCGAGAGCCUGCCGCUUUAUGUUACUACGCCCCCAGCAGCCCCAGAUGGGCUGUCACCUCCGAAGUUGGCCCAUUCAACUAGUGCCAGCCUGAAUGUGUCCUGGUCUGCCCCCACCCACUCCAACGCACCAGGCCCACUCCGUUACAGCCUGCAAAUGAGGACGUCCCCUCAGAGGCCUGUAAUAAGGCUUAUGGAAAAUGCAACAGACACCUUUUCCUACCUUGUAGAGGGCCUAUCACCGUACACCCAGUACAUGUUUAGAGUGGUGGUCUCACACACACAUGGGCAGACAGUCGGCCCCUGGGCAACCCUGCGUACCACAGAGGACAGUCCAGGACCAGUGGACACUCCCAUUGUAUCUGGGCUUCUUCCUAGAAGUGUAAAAAUUACCUGGGUUCCUCCUUCCCAACCAAACGGCAUUAUAACCAGUUAUACCCUCUAUCUUCGCCCCAGUUCUAUCUCCUCUUUAGAUUUCAAACCCGGCUCAGUCUCCAGCAUCAGCACAACUCUAAACUCCAGCUCAGGUCGUAACUUGAGCCUAUUGUCCAGCACUGAGGGUGCAUAUCUCAGCUCGGGCCAUAACUUUAUCUCCAUAUUCACUGUCAGCACAGACAGUAAUGACAGCUCAAGCACAAUUCAAAGUACAAGACCAAGCCCCCACAAUAACACUUUCCCCAGCUUGAUGUCUGGCAUCACAGAAGACAACCAGAUCAAGUCUCCUGGUGUGAACAAUACAAGCCGAGGCCCUGCUUCAUUCUCAUUCAACCCCACUGAGCCCACUACCGCCAGUAUAAACCCAAGCCCAAGUCUGUCAAACCCAAAAUACAAUGCAAACAGCUCCAAAAAUGAACAUAUUCUUAAACCGGACUCUUUCCACAAUGCCAAUCCUGGUCUCUCAAGUGCAGCUUCCAAUUCAAGUCCAUCCCUUCUGUCAGUCACUGUUCCAGGGAAUACCACCAGCUACACUUUCCUCGACCUACUGCCAUACCAGACCUACAGCCUCCAGGUGGAGGCCUGUACCAGUGUGGGUUGUUCAGUAUCCGGGGUGUCUCAGGACUUUCGUACCCUCCCCGCUCCCCCUGAAGGGGUUCCUGCACCUCACCUUUACUCUGACACCCCUACCUCUGUUCUCCUGUCUUGGGGUGCACAGGAGUUGAGCAAUGGACCACUAGAGCGGUGGCUGAUUGAGCGCAGAGUUGCUGGGACCCAACAAGUUUCCACAGUGGGCCAUCUCCCACCAGACCCUCCCCCUCUUUCCUUCCUGGACUCUUCAUCGGCUCUAAGUCCCUGGACUAGCUAUCAGUAUCGACUUGUGCUCUAUAAUCAGGCAGGCAACACCACAGGACCCUGGGUCAGUAUCACCACCAGACCCUCUCGGCCAGCUGGUCUCAGUCCACCGAGAGUGAAGGUCUUGGGGCCAGAGUCUAUUCAGGUCAUUUGGUCCCCCCCUCUUAUUCCCAAUGGAGAAAUCCAUGGCUAUGAUAUCCGCCUCCCAGAACCCCGCAUCUUCCAUGACAGUGGCAUCGCCUCUGAGCUCAACAUCACAAUAACAGACCUCAUUCCAUACACAAACUACAGUAUUACUGUGUUGGCAUGUUCCAACGGUGGUGGACAUGUUGGAGGAUGUACAGAAAGCCUUCCCACACCUGCUGCAACAUUACCCACAAUCCCUGAAGGCCUUGGACCACUGUCUGCGGUGGCAGUCAGUGAGUCCUUUCUGGCCAUUUCCUGGCAACCACCAAGAAGGCCCAAUGGACCCAACAUCAGAUACAAGUUGCUCAGACGUAAAACCCACCAGCCCCUGGCCAUCACCACGGUCCCCACGGUAACAGCCCUGUCCCCUCCCCCCUCUGAAGAUCUCCAUCGCUGGCUCCAUGUUUACUCCGGCACCAAAUUGUUCUACCAAGAUAAAGGCCUAAGCAGAUUCACCCGUUACCAGUACCAGUUAGAGGUACAUAAUGUCGUGGGCUACUCUUCAGGAGACAUUGUUACGGCGAUGACCAUGGCGGGGGUCCCCCACCACCCUCCAUCUCUGUCAGCGCACGCUAUCAAUCACACUGCUGUACAGGUCAACUGGACACAACCCUCUUUGCGAGACCUACAGGGGGAGGUUGAAGCUUACUUUCUGACAGUAGCAUCUGCCGAGUCAAGUCAAAUGGUGGCUUUCCCUCCUGAGAUCACCUCUACGAUGAUAAGUGACCUUUGGCCGAGUACCACAUAUAUGUUAUCAAUGCAUGUGUCAAACGGAGCACACAAUACAACAAAGACAACAGUAAAUGUCACCACAGAGGAUGGAGAGCCAGACGGGAUGUCUGCCCCAGAGGUGGUUCCAGUUAACAGCAGCACAGUACGCGUCCUCUGGUUCCCUCCUCUACGACCCAAUGGAGCAGUUACUGGUUACUAUAUCUACCUGAAUGAACAUCUCCAUGGUAGUGUAGACAACAGCUCAGGGUCCUACCUGCUGGGGAACUUGCUACCUUUUACGGUCUACAAUGUUCAGGUGGGGGUGUGUACUGUGUAUGCAUGUGUGCGGAGUAAUGUUACUCAGACAACCACGGUGGAGGACUUUCCUGCCAACCUGGCUCCGCCGCACACACACGUGAUCAGUCCCAGAGUGGUGAGGUUGGACUGGUCCCGUCCAGGCAGACCCAGUGGGAUCAUGCUUGGCUAUGAUGUCUUAAGACGGACUCUGAGGUCAUGUGCCAUUGGGUCAAAAGGGGUCAUGUCCUCUGUGGGGGACGAGUCAGGAGGUGCAGGUAGUGUAAGGUUCAGAUGUACCUACCUGCAGUGUCCUGCCAGUCAUGGUGUGUGCGGGAUGUCCUGCUUCCAUCCCCAUAUUCAGGUUUGCUGCAGUGGACUGUUGUACACUAAGAAACCAAAUCAUCAUUGCUGUGAAAGCAGCUACCUGAGUUUGAGUAAUUCCUCCAACCCAGUCUGCUGCAAUGGCAAACUGCUCCCAGCUCUUCCUGACCACCAGUGCUGUGGAGGAUACUAUGUUCAUGUAAAAACCAAUGAAAACUGCUGCCCUGACCACACACAGGGCCGGGUCUCAGUGGGGCUGGGUGACAGCUGCUGUGGGGGGGUUCCUUACUCCAUGAAAGGCAGCCAGCUCUGCUGUAGUGGGAGCCUCCAUGAUGGUUUUGGGGUUCAAUGCUGUGGAGGCCGUGUUGUCGAAGAUACACUGGUGUGCUGCGGUGAUGCUGAGAGAGGGGACGUGCAUACAUAUACUGCAGGCUUUGUCUGCUGCGGUCAGGAGUAUAUAAACUCUUCAACCUCUCUUUGCUGUGUGGGCAAUAACGGCUAUCCCACAAUGCACCCUGCUGGCAAUGCCACAGUAACACUGCAGUGCUGUGGGUCAAAGGUCAUACAUCAGGAAGAGGAAUGCUGCAAUGGGAUUGGUUAUGAUCCUCAACGACACGUGUGUGCUGACGAGCCCACACCCGGCCUUUUGAUACAGCACCAGUGUUUGCAGGGUGCCGUGUGUCCUGUAGCGGCAGCAUCUACAGCUUACUGUGGCUCCUGUGACCUCGAUCCAUCUACGACCGCCUGCACAUGGGUGCUGUCUGCACACACACACCCUGACCCACCCUCCACAACAUACUCACCUUUCAGCAACACCACUCAAGAAACUCUCACUGGGGGCCUGUCUGCACAUACAAACAGAAGUGACAACACUAACAAAAUGGCAGACGUGUACAGUCACACUGAGAACCUGCAAUACGAGGGAAGCCUGUGCCCAUCACAUGAGGAGGUGGUGUACAGCGGAGAUGCCAACAGAUACACCUAUACAGACUCUGACCUGGAGCCCUUCACCACCUAUGAGUACAGAGUGAGGGGCUGGAACAGCUUUGGACGAGGCUCCAGUGAUGUUACAGCAGUGACCACCAGUGAAGACAAACCGUGGGGAGUGGCACCGCCUCGCUGGAGUCGCUUAGGUGAACGAGAUGACAUCAUUCAGUUGCAAUGGCAAGCACCCGCCAGGCCAAAUGGGGACAUCACCCACUAUGUUAUACUGCGUGAUGGACAAGAGCGUUACCGUGGUGAUGAAAACACUUUCACUGAUGUGGGUGGGAUCAGGCCUUUCCAUGAGUACAGUUACCAGCUGAGGGUCUGUAACCGGGCUGGUUGUACCGACAGUGCAAAGGUGGUGGCUGUGACAGUCCAGGGAGUCCCAGAGGGCGUGCAGCCUCCAGUGGUCAGAGCGUCAAGCCCCUCCUCCCUCUGUUUAAGUUGGUCUGAACCGACUCAUCCCAAUGGAAACAUACAGUGGUACCACCUGAACCAGACUGGUGUUGGAACCAUAUUUACACACACUGAUGGGCCCAGAAAUUAUACUGUGACUGGUUUGCAGCCGUACACAGACUACAGUUUUGUGCUGGUAGCCUGCACAGCUGUCGGAUGUGGAGCCAGCUCGCCUUCCACAGGACGCACCUUGCAAGCCUCCCCUGCUGGUGUAUGGUCAAGCCACAGACAUGUCAUAAUAAACACAUCUGCAGUGGAGCUGUACUGGGAUCAGCCACCUCAGCCUAAUGGACACAUCUCCCAGUACAGACUGAACAGAGACGGUCACACUAUUUUUACUGGAGACAACCGUGUCCAGAAUUAUACUGACACUGGACUCCUGCCAAACCACAGGUAUGUGUAUAAGCUGGAGGCCACUACGGGGGGUGGGACUGGUGUGAGUGACAAAUAUGUCAUACAAACACCAGUCUCCUGCCCCACUGGGAUCCAGCCUCCCCACAGUGUAACGAUAGCCGGGCCCUAUUCCAUCUCUCUUGCCUGGACCGCUCCUGCUCAGCUCAACAACAGCCAGCCUGUAAACUACAACAUCCUGUUAAACCCAGGAAGUGACAGAGCUAUAAUUCGUCACGCUGGUCAAGUCCGGCGCCUCACAGUGACAGGUCUAGAGCCAUUCACCGCCUACUACAUUAGAGUGCAGGCCUGCCAAGUUGAUGGGUGUGGAGUCGGGGAGGGUGUGUAUGCUCGGACUUUAGAGACAGCCCCAGAGGAUCUGCUGCCCCCCACAGUAAAGGCAGCUGGAGCGCACGUCCUGGAGAUCCACUGGUCACCCCCAAAAAAACCCAAUGGACUCAUCACAUCAUACCAUAUAUACAGACGUCCAGUAGGAACAGAGGAGGAGCUGCUGGUUUUUAUCUGGACCAGUGGGCCACUUGAAUUUUUCGAUGCAAGCCCUGCCCUGAGACCCUUCAGCUAUUUCCAGUACAGGGUUCGUUCCCACAACUCUAAAGGCUCAGUUGUGAGCCAGUGGGCUUUAGCUCGGACAUUACAAGCAGAACCACAAGAUAUGGCCCCUCCCACUGUCACACCUACCGGUGCAUACUCAGUCCAUCUAAAAUGGAGUGAACCAGGGCAGCCCAGCGGCCUCAUUUCCCAUUAUAGACUGGUUUACAAGAAGCACCAACAGGACCCAACGCUCAACUCAACUGAUGUUACUGCUCUCACCGUGGAGGGUUCAGUCUUAGAAGCAACAGUCUUUGGCUUUGAACCGUACACUCAGUAUAGUCUUCGAGUGGAAGCUGUGAACGAGGCAGGUCGUGUGUCCAGUCCAUGGGUAGCCAUCAGGACCCUGGAGGCGUCUCCGUCAGGCCUGUCUAACUUCACAGUGGAGCAGAGGGAGCAGAGCAGGGCGCUACUGUUAAGCUGGACUCAGCCAAGUGCUCCAAAUGGAAUCAUCACGAUGUACAACUUGUACAGUGAGGGGAACCUGGAAUUCAGUGGACUAUCACGCAACUUCCUGUUUCGUCGCUUGGAGCCAUGGACCAUGUAUACUUUGACUCUUGAGGCUUGCACAUUAGCAGGCUGCACACGCACCCCGCCUCAGCAUGUCACCACAGCAGCAGCUCCACCUGCUUCCCAGCCCCCUCCCAGGCCUGUCUUCAUCGGCCCAGACCAUGUGUCACUUACCUGGGGCCCUCCCUCCCAGCCCAACGGGCCAAUUGGAGAAUAUUUCUUACUGGGGAGAAGUCUGGAGGACGUGAGCAGGGGAAGAAGUAAUGAAGAGGAUAUUGAAAGGGGAAAGGUGCUGUUCAGGGAAUCAUCCCCACAACAUGGUGACACCUUCUCAUAUACAGUGACUGGUCUGCGCCCCUGGACACAGUACGAGUUCAGUGUCCGCACUCACAACCCCGCAGGACACACCUACAGCCCCUGGGUACCUGUGACAACCAGACAGGCACCUCCUCGUGGUCUAGCUCCCCCAACAGUGACUCACCUCCAAGGCCGGCCCAGUGAGGUGUUGGUGUCCUGGACUCCUCCUUUGGAGCCCAACGGGAUACUUCAGUCUUACAGGCUUCAGAGAAAUAAUGUCAGUUUUACAUUUAGUUUUGACCCUACUGUCCUCCACUACACAGACGAAGACCUCCUGCCAUUUUCAACAUAUAGCUACUCAGUUAUAGUCUGCACGUCUGAGGGAUGCACCACCAGCCCUCAUACAAACAUCACAACUCUAGAGGCUCCACCUGCCACAGUGGAAGCUCCCACAGUGGACAUUAUCACAUCCAAUAGUAUAAACAUUUCCUGGAGAAAACCCAUGACACAGAAUGGAGAGGUGACAGAAUACGUGCUGACACUGAACAAUGAAGAAAAGUAUCGUGGGAGAAACCUGAAUACAGUGUUGUCAGAUCUGCAGCCACACACGUCAUAUCAUCUGGUCCUUUUAGCAUGUACCAGCGGUGGGUGCACAUCCAGCGCCACAAUGUCUGCUGUGACUGGGGAGGCUCCUCCCACUGGCCUGGCUGCCCCAACUCUGAAGGUCACUGGUCCAGAGUCAAUGGAGGUUAGCUGGAGGCCACCAGAGCACCCAAACGGCAUCAUCACAGGAUAUGAACUCCGCAGAGAUGGUGAAGUUAUCUAUGUCGGCACAGAGACUCAUUACCAUGACUUCACGCUUUUGCCAAGCGUGGAAUACAGCUACAUUGUCCGGUCCAACAACAGUAAAGGGGCAGUGAGCAGUGCGGCAGCCACAGCAAAGACUCACCCGUCUGCUCCUUCUGGUGUUGGUCUCCCCACACUUACGCCUCUGGGACCAACUCAGUUGAGAGUAGAGUGGAGUACUCCAGCCCGUCCUAACGGAGACAUCGUGAGUUACACCGUGUAUCAAAGAGAUCCAAACCAGCUCAGCAUCAUCAGCACUGUGUUCACUCCAGAGGACGAUGACUUCUCUGGCCGACACACAGCUCUGAGUGGGCUGGCUCCUUACCACAGGUAUGAAGUGAGGGUGGAGGCUUGCACAGCGCUGGGUUGCUCCUCCAGUGACUGGUCGUCUGUGUUCACUCUGGAGGCUCCCCCUACUGGACAAACAGCGCCCCUGUUAGACCUCCAGUCCGACACUCACACAGGCCUGCAGACCACCUUUCUGCUCACCUGGUCUCCUCCGGUUCAGCCAAAUGGUAGAGUCCUCCAUUACGAGGUGUACCGCAGACUGGACCAUGCCACCGAUACCCACAGACGUGUUGCACCAACGCUUGUCUACAGGAACAUCUCAACUACUUGCAAAGAUGAAGCACUCCAGCCGUACACUGUGUACCAGUACCAGGUGUGGGCAGUGAAUUCGGCCGGUCGUUCUACCAGUCCAUGGACCAAUGGGAGAACAGGACCUGCCCCACCCGACGGCGUAGGCACACCUAUUUUCCUGCGUGUUUCAGCAACCUCAGCUGUAGUGGACAUCCAUCCUCCGGCCCGACCUAAUGGGAUCGUCAGCCUUUACAGAGUGUUCUCAGUCAACCACAACAACCACACUUUGCUCUCAGAAGGUACGUCCCACCAGCAGACACUCCAUGGUUUACGUCCAUUCACCAAGUACUGGGUUGGAGUGGAGGCCUGCACCUGUUAUCAGUGCUGUAGCCAGGGUCCACUGAGUGAGCUCCACACUCUGGCUGCCCCCCCAGCGCAUCAGCCUCCUCCUCGCCUCAUCACCCUGACCACCCGCUCGGUUCAGAUGGAGUGGGACGAGCCUCUGGCACCUAAUGGAGUCAUUGAAAGCUGUGAGCUUCAUCUCAGAUCGGCUUGCCCACAGCCGCCCCAGCCCGUACCCCUCCCUUGUGAUGAAGGACCAAUAGAAAUCUGUUUCUUUGGUAAAAGGCGGAGCUACAAUGUAACAGGUCUCCAACCAUACACCACCUAUCAGCUGAGGGCUGCCUGCUUCAACAACAUGGGCAGCACUGCCUCCAACUGGACGCCUGUUACCACACUCAGCGAAGCCCCCCAGUAUGUGUCUCCUUUCUCAGUGGGCAGCAACCUGACAGUUAUUUGGCUCGACUGGACGGGGUCCUUCUCCCUCAAUGGAUACCUGAAGGAGUAUAGUGUGACAGAGAGCCAGCUGAGGGUCUACACUGGCUUCUACAGCUAUCUACAUAUUCCACGCACCUCACAGAAAACUCUUUCAUUUCAGGUGACUUGUACCACUAACAGUGGCAGUGCUAGUACACCAACUAUCAGAUAUAGCCCUGCCACAGGCCUAGAUCCUCUUGAGCCUGAAGACGGUGGUAAAGAGGGCAUUAGUAUGUCAGCAACACCAGUUUACUCAGAGCUGUGGUUCAUCUUGUUGUUUGCCCUGCUGGGUCUGUUCCUGUUAGCCAUACUGCUGGGCCUAGUCUUACAGAGAGCCCUGAGGAAGAAUCCAUCAGCCAGAGAGCGCCCCCCGCUGGUCAUGCUUCAGAAGACCAGGAAAGCCGGGGGAGAGACAUACAUGAGGCCCUGUCCUGAGUUGUGCUCUAAACAUCACUCCAGCUCUGUGCUCCUCCCUGACCAUCCCACAGGUCUGAUGGACACAAAGAUAGUCGGCAGCAGCUCACGGUUCAGUCCUAUGUCCGUCCUGCGGGUUCCCAGCCAAACAGACCUCGGUCAGGCCUACUCCCAGCAUUCCCUGCACCGCAGCGUCAGUCAGCUGAUUGACAGGAAGUCACUGAUGAUGGAGGAAGGAAGCUGGGACAAUCCACUGGGACAUGAUUCUGGACUGUAUGUGGAGGAAGAUGAGUUUGUGGACGCAAUCAAGGCCUUGAAAUCUGUGAAAAAGGAGCACACCAUGUUCACUGACACUCAUCUUUAA